Racocetra persica is the source of this 149-nucleotide messenger RNA. The record is from the annotation of a GenBank genome assembly. Lineage: Eukaryota; Fungi; Glomeromycota; Glomeromycetes; Diversisporales; Gigasporaceae.
GAAACUAAUAUCGAUAUGUAUCAAUGAAAAACAACGAGUUACGGUUGCCAAGUUAAUGUCAUCUGGUACCAAAAGUAAAGCCGAUGAAAUUAAUAAUGAACUUAAUAAAGAAAAAGACAAGGGUGAUACUAUUAAUAAACAACUCUCAA